AUGUCGAUAGCGGCUAAUAGCCGCUGCACCUGGAAACAAACAAGGAGUGCGCGUCGCGAGAUCUCCCAUCGGCGGCAUUCCAUGCGGUCAACAUGUCGGGCGACCACGGGGAUCCAGGAUGACGUGACGAGCUGUACUGCCCGUGUGGACAGGAGCAAAGCCAUUCACACUGCUGGGAUGUGUGAAACGGUGAAUUUUGAGCGUCGUGGGGGAGGUCGGGAAGCGUCAGAAAGGCGAUUUCCCGGUCGUGUCACCAGCACGUACGCGUUUCCUUUAUGUACUCGCGCCACGCCUGGGAAUGCAAAAUCUGACGGCGCGAGGGGAGCCAGGAGCGGGAGGAGAGGCCGAGACCCGAGAGGAGGCAGGGAGCUCAUCGCAGCUCAGGGGCACGCGCAGCAGAUCAGCAGCGCUGCAUCCCUGAAUACUGAAGAGAGUGCUCGUCGGACGCUACAACAAGGGAAAACGAAACAUCUGGACCAGAAGAGAAGACGGCAGCCGUUUGCCUUCCCUUCCUCGUCAGAGGAGUCGCAGCGGAAACAUGCAGAGCCAGCAGCUCCAUGGGUCUGA
This is a messenger RNA of Miscanthus lutarioriparius, 567 nucleotides long. NCBI's taxonomy places the organism in Eukaryota, Viridiplantae, Streptophyta, Magnoliopsida, Poales, Poaceae. The record is from the annotation of a GenBank genome assembly.